CCAUAGCCAUGGCUGCCGGGAGAGCGGCUAGGACCAGGCUAAACGGGCUCUUCGCUGUGUACAAACCCCCCGGGGUGGCUUCGAUCAGGGUGCGGGACACCGUGGAGACCCUGCUCCUGAAAGAACUGAACUCUCUGGAACAGCCAGCUGUGCAGCAGCAAGUACGCUUCCUGCCCACCACUGUAGAAGGAAGUGCUGGGAAAGAGCUGACCCUCACUGUUACCUGGUUGCCUGUCCUGGCUGCCCACCCACUAGUUAGAGGACCAGAAUUCACUCACUUGAAAAUCGGAGCAGGUCACCGUCUGGAUACAAAGUCAUCUGGAGUGUUUGUGCUUGGAGUGGGCCAUGGGAACAAGCUGCUCACUGAUAUGUACAAUGCCCAUCUUACUAGGGCUUAUACUGUUCGUGGACUGUUUGGCAAAGCCACAGAUGACUUCUCAGACACAGGCAGGCUAAUAGAGAAGACCACAUUUGAUCAUAUCACAGGGGAUAAGCUGGAGCGGAUUCUUGCUGUCAUUCAGGGAACCAAUCAUAAAGCUCUGCUGAUGUACUCUAACAUUGACCUGAAAACUCAAGAGGCCUAUGAGCUGGCUGUUGAAGGUUUAAUUCGCCCGAUGGAAAAAACCCCUCCAUUAAUCACAGCAAUUCGAUGCCUCCAAUUUGCACCUCCAGAAUUCCAGCUAGAAAUCCAGUGUUUGCAUGAGACCCAGCAGUACCUCCGAAAAAUAGUUCACGAGAUUGGCUUGGAGCUGAAAUCAACUGCUGUGUGCACCCAGGUGCGGCGGAUACGGGAUGGCUUUUUCACACUAGACGAUGCUCUCCUGCGAACGCAUUGGAACCUGCAGAAUAUCCGGAAUUCAAUUAAAGACUCUAAGUUCAAAGUGAAAGUGGGGCUUCAGAGAAGCUUGAGCCACCAAGCUAGGAGUGGUAAAAGACAUACCGAUAUGGAUCAGGUUGCAGAGAGCGAACUGCACAGUACAGAGGGAACAUCUGCAAGCGAUCUGACUCAUAAAAUGAGAUAACCACAUGCUGACUGAAAGGUGGAGAGUAAUAGGAAGGGAAAAUGGUGGUUGCAAUCCACAACUAGCCGUUCCUUGGGGUGGUCCUUGAUUUUGUAAGGGUUACUUGUGUUUUCAUUCAGGCAAGGCAUUUCUCCAUUGACAGGCAGAAUAAUUUUUGUAAGUAUUGCACAACACUGCAGCAAAACUGUUGAUAUCUGAGAUGAGUGUACAUUUCCUUGCAAAGCCAAAACUGCUACUGACUUCAGUGGGAACAUCAGGUUGGGGAGGGAUGUAAGAGGGCCCUUAAAUUAGUUUAGAGAUGGGAAUACAACCAAUGUGUUGCAGGCUUUACUUUUAUUCUCUUUAUGUGCCUUGUGACAGAGUAUGACCUAAGUGGUUCUUUUCCCAAUUUCAUAAUUUUUUUUAUUAUGACACUUUCUAUAGAUCAGCCCCAUUUUCAAAUACAUUAAAGGGGUAAAGAUUAAUUGUUCAAACCAAGAAAGGGUUCUGCCUAGGGGAAACUACAAUGUAAGCAACUAAGACUAAAGUGGCGAAGUAAUACUAUUUCUCAUGCAGGGUAACUAAUAUCCGGAGUAGAUUAGUCAGAGAGCCAGCUGAAGCGGGAGGAGGGAGAGGUAGGCUUAUUAUAGAGGACUGGAGUAGGAUGUAAAAACAAGAAGUUGGAAUGGGGUGAAUUAAAAUCCAAGGUAAUACAUUUUAUGGGGAAAGAUGCUGUUAUUUGAUACUCAAAUUUAAGUCAACAGGGCCAAAAGCCCCUGCAUUUUGUUUGCAUGCAUCUAUAGUCCUCCAUCAUGUAUUUUUUCCUGCCCUUCAGCAAAAUUGUAUGUUACCUUUAAAGAGAAACAGCAAGGGAGUACAGCUUUAGAAUUCACUGAGAUUCCAUUAGUGCUCAUUUCAAGCUACAAAUUAUUAUUUUACAUAAACCAUGACAGGUACAUUAGCAAUCAGCUAAUGUAUUUCUAAAAUGUGUAGGGCUCAAAGUGUGAUGCUAAGAUGUACUAAAGGAUUGCAAUCUAAGAUUUUGAUGGAGUGCCAAUCAUUAAUAUCUAGAUUAUGCUUUGCAG
Messenger RNA from Emys orbicularis (European pond turtle), 2086 nucleotides. RefSeq names its product TruB pseudouridine synthase family member 2 (gene TRUB2). The transcript is spliced from 8 exons. The record is from RefSeq and is a predicted model, not a curated record. The coding region runs from base 9 to 1022 and encodes 337 amino acids. NCBI's taxonomy places the organism in Eukaryota, Metazoa, Chordata, Testudines, Emydidae. Gene Ontology annotation, biological process: RNA processing; pseudouridine synthesis. Gene Ontology annotation, molecular function: RNA binding; pseudouridine synthase activity.